AUGAACAAAAAUAAUACGGUGCAGCUGAAAGCCGCAGCUGAAGUGGGUAAUAUAGAUUUCUUCUAUGCAGUAAUUCAGGACGAUCCAUACAUUUUGGAGUGUAUGGAUUCGAUACCAUUUGUUGAAACUCCUUUACAUGUUGCUGCAUCUAAGGGUCAUCUCAAGUUUGCCACUGAAAUUAUGAUGUUGAAACCUUCAUUUGCUUUGAAGCUAAAUCAGCAAGGAUUCAGCCCGAUUCAUCUUGCUAUGCAUAAUGAUCAAACGAUGAUGGUGUAUCGCUUUGUCAACCUCAAUAAAGACCUUGUUAGAGUUAGAGGGAGGGAAGGCAUGACUCCACUUCAUUUUGCAAGUCAAAUUGGCGAGGUCGAUCUUUUAGCUGAAUUUCUCUUUUUGUGUCCGGAAUCCAUUGAGUACUUGACUGUGAGACGCAAAACUGCACUGCAUAUUGCUAUUAAGAAUCAACAAUAUGAGGCAAUACUUAUUAUGACUCAAGGAGGUGUUUUCAUGUUUGAAUAUGUUUUCCUUUUUGGAGGUUUAGCUAAGAGUGUUGGUUGGAGCAGUGCUUAUAUGGCGGAGCUUUGUGGCGUAUAUGAGGGGUUAUGUUAUGUUGGAAGAUUGAGGUUUCAAGUUGUUGAGAUUGAUGUUGAUUUCAAGGUUAAUGUUUAA
Molecule: messenger RNA, 666 nt
Organism: Trifolium pratense (red clover)
Lineage: Eukaryota; Viridiplantae; Streptophyta; Magnoliopsida; Fabales; Fabaceae
Product: ankyrin repeat-containing protein BDA1-like
Exons: 2
Coding region: 1-666 (221 amino acids)
Molecular function (GO): protein binding
Source: RefSeq, a predicted model, not a curated record